Molecule: messenger RNA, 1554 nt
Organism: Aspergillus puulaauensis
Lineage: Eukaryota; Fungi; Ascomycota; Eurotiomycetes; Eurotiales; Aspergillaceae
Product: CoA-acylating methylmalonate-semialdehyde dehydrogenase
Exons: 2
Coding region: 1-1554 (517 amino acids)
Biological process (GO): thymine catabolic process; L-valine catabolic process
Cellular component (GO): mitochondrion
Molecular function (GO): malonate-semialdehyde dehydrogenase (acetylating, [NAD(P)+]) activity; methylmalonate-semialdehyde dehydrogenase (acylating, NAD+) activity
Source: RefSeq, a predicted model, not a curated record
AUGGGUUCCAAUACGAUAUUCCGCACUUUCAACUACAAGGGCACUCAUGAGACGCCCGCCGUGGUCCGCGAUAUCGAGAACUUCAUCGGCAACGAAAUCGUGCCCUCCAAAACAGCCAAAUGGAUCGAGGUCCACGACCCAGCCACAAACACCGUUGUUUGUCGAGUCCCUGAAUCAACCCCAGAAGAGCUGAAAGCUGCCGUGCUCUCAGCCCAGCAGGCAUUCCCAGAAUGGAGCAGCACAAGCAUCAUGAAACGGCAGCAGAUCAUGUUCAAGCUGACCAACCUAGUCCGCGAGAACAUGGACACCCUGGCGAUCUCAAUCGUAACCGAACAGGGGAAAACAAUGGCCGAUGCACGCGGCGAUGUCCUUCGCGGCUUGCAGGUCUGCGAGACCGCCUGCGGUAUCACCACCCAGCUCCCUGGGGAAGUCCUAGAAGUAGCAAAGGACAUGGAGACCCGAUCCUACCGCCUCCCACUCGGCGUCACGGCAGCCAUCUGCCCAUUCAAUUUCCCCGCGAUGAUCCCGCUCUGGAGUCUUCCCAUCGCUGUAGUCACAGGGAACUGCAUGAUCCUGAAACCGACAGAGCGCGCGCCAGGGGCCGCAAUGCUCCUCGCGGAAUUAUGUAAAGAGGCCGGAUUUCCUCCUGGCGUGGUGAAUGUUGUUCACGGCUCAAAGCCUGCAGUUGAGUUUAUCCUCGAUGCCCCUGAGAUCCGUGCAAUCUCGUUUGUGGGCUCGAAUCGGGCCGGAGAGUAUAUCUAUAACCGCGGCACGGCGAAUGGGAAACGCGUGCAGGCGAAUCUGGGCGCUAAAAACCAUGCUGCUAUCUUACCGGAUAGUAAUAAAGAGCAUGCGCUGAAUGCGAUUGCUGGCGCUGCGUUUGGUGCGGCAGGGCAGAGAUGUAUGGCUCUUAGUGUGCUCAUGACUGUUGGCUCUGCCCGCGACUGGAUCCCGGAUCUUGUCGAGAAAGCAAAGCAGUAUAAAGCGGGUAGUGGAUUUGAUGACCAUUCGGAUCUCGGACCCCUGAUUACUCCCCAGAGUCGGGACCGCUGCAUUGACCUGAUCACCAGUGCUGAACAAGAGGGUGCUACAGUCUUGGUGGAUGGGCGCGACUUCAAGGCGCAGGGGUUCCCGAGGGGGAACUGGGUCGGUCCCACGGUCAUCACAGGCGUGCGACCAGAUAUGAAGUGCUACAAAGAGGAAAUCUUCGGACCUGUACUACUUUGCAUGGAAAAAGACACUCUAAACACUGCAAUUGAUAUCAUAAAUGCCAACGAUUGGGGCAAUGGAGCUGUGAUCUUCACUCAGUCCGGCUCUUCUGCUUCGCACUUUACGAAGAAGAUCGAGGCCGGUCAGGUUGGUAUCAACGUGCCUAUUCCAGUUCCACUUCCCAUGUUCUCGUUCACCGGGAAUAAACGCAGUGUGGGUGGGACUGGACUGCUUAACUUCUACGGUAAAGAUGGUCUGCGGUUUUAUACGCAGUGGAAGACGGUUACAUCGCUGUGGAGGUCGGAAGAUGCUACGGGGUUGCAAAAGCCGACUUACAUGGUGUAG